This is a messenger RNA of Magnolia sinica, 759 nucleotides long. RefSeq names its product pectinesterase inhibitor-like. Gene Ontology annotation, molecular function: enzyme inhibitor activity. The transcript has a single exon. The record is from RefSeq and is a predicted model, not a curated record. Lineage: Eukaryota; Viridiplantae; Streptophyta; Magnoliopsida; Magnoliales; Magnoliaceae. The coding region runs from base 46 to 591 and encodes 181 amino acids.
CAUCCUUCCACAACACCACUCCACCAUUUCCCUCCCAAACGUAGAAUGAUGUCCCACCUCAAAUACAUUACCCUCAUCAUAUCCCUUCUCUCCAUCCUCUCCAUCCAACCACACAUCACAUCAGCCACCGAACCCGGCAUUGAACUCAUUCGCGAAGCAUGUAAGGAUUCAUUGUACUACGACCUAUGUGUUUCAUCCCUCCAAUCAGACCCUGAAGGCCUCAAGGCCGAUAUUGCCGGCCUUGCAGCAAUUUCAAUCAAGGUGGCUCAUGACAAUGCAGUCCAGACAUACAAAUACAUCACUGAGGUUCUAAACAAGACGGCAGACGCUCUCGUUCAGCAAUUCCUGAAUGAUUGCUCUGAGAAUUACUCAGAUGCCGUCGAUCAGCUCGGCGACUCGAUCGGACAAGUGCUGGACAAGAUGUAUGGCGAAGUUAAUGUGAAGGUGACGGCUGCUAUGAGUGAUGUGGAUUCAUGCGAACAGUCGGCUAAGGAACAACCAGGCAAAGCCUCUCUUCUCAGCCAGCAUAAUUUCGAGCUGAGCAAGCUGUGCAACAAUGCUCUGGUCCUCACAAAGCUUAUAUCUGGUUGAUUUGUUUGAAUUAUUCUAUGUUCUAAUGAUUUUUUUUAUUUUUUUAUUAUUGAUUUGUUAUUAUUGACUGCAUUUUUCUCCACCAGAUUGUGUAUCAUGAUCUCAACCAUUCAUCUUGUGGACUCAUUCAUCAAUUGACCAUUAACUAAAAUUUACUCCGUUAUACCA